This is a messenger RNA of Penicillium robsamsonii, 2604 nucleotides long. Its product is annotated as 1-phosphatidylinositol-4-phosphate 5-kinase. The record is from RefSeq and is a predicted model, not a curated record. The transcript is spliced from 2 exons. Gene Ontology annotation, molecular function: phosphatidylinositol kinase activity. Gene Ontology annotation, biological process: phosphatidylinositol metabolic process. NCBI's taxonomy places the organism in Eukaryota, Fungi, Ascomycota, Eurotiomycetes, Eurotiales, Aspergillaceae. The coding region runs from base 1 to 2604 and encodes 867 amino acids.
AUGCCAUCCUUCAACGACGUCUCCUAUCAGACUACCACUACCACGACCACUCAUCCUCGUUCGUUCGAAUCAUCUCGAAAGUCGCACGACAAGACCUCCGUCGGAAACACUUUCCUGUGGACCAACUGGCCCAACGGCAACGACGCGAACGACUCUCACCAGAAUGACCGACAUCUUCUGACCGAUCUAAAGAACGGUAGUGCAUACUCCCUGAAUGGCCCUCGAUCUAGUGUCAGCUCGUACACGCGCGAACCGCCCUUGUCCAAGGACGGCAGCAUGCAUUCGGUAGGCAAUGGAUCCAUGAGGGAUCCCCGCGAGAACGGCCGGCCGCCCGCCAUGUUGGACCGUAAACCUUCGGAAAAUGGACCGGGCGCUAUUUCCACAACGGCACCCCUUUCCAAUCAACAACCCAAUGGCACUGCAAAUGGCCGGCCUGUCCAGGGGAAACUCAUGGUCAAUGGAGACGUUCAUCGGCCUUCUGCCGAUGAGUUAUCGAUAUCACCGUCAGCCUCGCUCUUACAAAUCCCGCAGCAGGAUGAGACCGGUCGUUAUUCUCCAGAACCCGAUCGCUUGAUGCCGAACACGAAGCCCAGCCAACCGCGCCACUCCCCUCCCACCUCAUCCACACUCGAUGCUGCCUCCAUGCCAGAUUCACAGAACUCCAGUAUACGAAACAGACAUUCAUUGCAGGUUCCGAGAACGCCUAGUGUUCGGCGAGAUAGUCGAGAAUACAAUGAGGAUGCUGCGUACACGAGUGGCCGAAUGUCACCGACGACCGGCUUCCGACGCGCGUCAAUCGGUCUUAUCAGAAGGGCAACGAAAAACAGCACCCAUCAAGAUAUUACUUUGGAUGAGGCACCGCCGGAUGAAGAUGCGGCCCGUUGGGCUGAAGCUAUUAAACAAAAGCGAGCCUCGCGACGCCGCCGCGAAGAGGAGGAUGACGAACGGGUGAUUGUGGGCACCAAGGUGGACCAGAACCACGUCAACUAUGUGACAGCAUACAACAUGUUGACUGGUAUCCGCUUCACGGUCUCGAGAAUCAACGCGAAAAUGGACCGGGAACUCACCCCGGCGGACUUUGAUGCCAAACACAAGUUCUCCUUUGACAUAACUGGAAAUGAACUGAUUCCCUCCGCAAAAUACGACUUCAAGUUCAAAGACUACGCACCUUGGGUUUUCCGACACCUUCGCGCCAAGUUCCGUCUCGAUCCCGCCGACUACCUGAUGUCCCUCACAAGCAAGUACAUCUUGUCAGAAUUGGGCUCCCCCGGCAAGAGUGGGAGCUUCUUUUACUUCUCGCGUGAUUACAAGUACAUCAUCAAGACCAUUCACCAUUCCGAGCACAAACUUCUCCGGAAGAUUCUUCCUGAGUACUACCGGCACGUGGAGAACAACCCCAACACUCUCAUCUCACAAUUCUACGGAUUGCACCGAGUCAAGAUGGCUUACGGCCGAAAGAUUCACUUCGUCGUGAUGAAUAACCUGUUCCCACCCCACCGGGAUAUCCACCAGACAUUCGACCUGAAGGGCUCGACCAUUGGCCGUGAUCUGCAGGAGUCAGAUCUCGAGAGAAACCCCAGAGCGACCAUGAAGGACCUGAACUGGGUUCGUCGCAACCGUCACUUGGAAUGUGGCCCGACAAAACGAGAAUUUUUCAUUGAGCAAUUGAAACGUGACGUCGUGUUGCUUCAGAAACUCAAGAUCAUGGACUAUUCUCUUCUGGUAGGAAUCCAUGAUGCGGGCAGGGGCAAUGAAGAGAACCUGCGCGACAAGACUCUUCAGGUUUUCCAGCCAGGAGGCCAUCGCGAAGAAGAUACGACUCCCAACAACUUGAUGCGCACUCCGUCAAAAUUGGAGAAUGAACGCAAGGCCCGGGAGCUGCGCAUGCUUAUCAAACGUGAACGGCCUGUUCCAUUGGACAAAUCAGCUGCGAAGAUGCCAGACGAAAUCCUCGAUGAACGGAAAUAUCAUGUCUUCUAUGCGGAUGAUGGAGGUUUCCGGGCAACUCAUGAAAAUGGCCAACCCGGCGACGAGAUCUAUUACCUCGGUAUCAUCGAUUGCCUGACUCAUUACGGGACCACCAAGAAACUUGAGAACUUUUUCAAAGGACUCUCGCACGACCGGUCACAGAUUUCUCCAAUCCCACCAGAGAGCUAUGGAGAGCGCUUCAUUAAUUUCAUCAAGGGAAUCACCAUGUCGAGGGAAGAAGCCGAACGACGACGCGAGUCUCGCGUCUCCGCGUCCGGCGCACCUCAGCAAUCAACUGAAAACCGACGUUCGAGAGACUCUUCUGUCGAGCGGACAAUGCAGGCAGCGGAGAAGGAGGCAUCGAAAGAUGUCUCCGUCACGCAUCCUCGAACAUUAGCUACUGUUUGGGACCCAGCCGACGCCGGGGGCCCUGGUCCGACUUCGACUCUCCCCAUUGUGGAUGAAGCCGGCGAGGCCAGCAGCGUUGGAGGGCGCAGCUCAAACAGCCGACAUGGCCCUCCAGCGUCAGACAAGGAAUUACCUCCUAUCCCUCACGACGCUCCACCGCCAACUCCCUGCAAAGGCAAGGAAGUUGAUCGGGGCAAUUUCCUGACUGCCAGUCCGGUUCGACGUUAG